Molecule: messenger RNA, 2073 nt
Organism: Pristis pectinata (smalltooth sawfish)
Lineage: Eukaryota; Metazoa; Chordata; Chondrichthyes; Rhinopristiformes; Pristidae
Product: E3 ubiquitin-protein ligase RNF114
Exons: 6
Coding region: 244-954 (236 amino acids)
Biological process (GO): protein polyubiquitination; ubiquitin-dependent protein catabolic process
Molecular function (GO): ubiquitin protein ligase activity
Source: RefSeq, a predicted model, not a curated record
CAGUAUGUGGGCACAGCAAGGGUGUUUUCUAUCUCAGGACGUGACCUUCCAUCAGAAUUGGAUUACAACAGGGCGGGUCCGACCACAGCAGUUGCUUUGAGCUGAGAACAGAGCGCUGGCAAGCAGCAGACCGAGGAUCACACCCUUCUCGGGGAAAUGUGAAGGGGAUUCCCCUGCGUUGUGCUGAAAUAGGCUGCAGUUGUUCAACUUUCGUUUUGCGACUUCCUUUCCACCGGCGUUUACAUGGGAAACGAGCAAAGCCAUAACCCGGGUCCCGCUCUACAGAUGGAUCAGAUGGAUCUCGGGGGAUCAGAGGAUUUCGAUUGUCCCGUGUGCCUGCAAGUCCUGGAGAGACCGGUGCGGACACAGUGCGGACACGUAUUCACGGUAAACGGCAGGAAAUGUCCGUUGUGCCGGGGACUGAUUUCUCACACGGAGCCAGUCGCCACGGACAUUGAGCAGCAGAUGAUGUUCAAGAAAGUGAAGUGCCAAGGUUGCAACACUGAGGUGUUCCUGAUCGACAUGAGGGCGCACACUAGAAUCUGCUCAAAGUAUCAGGAGGAUUUUGGCUGCCUGACUCACACCCUCCCUCUGCCUCCAGCAAGAUGUGCCUUGCCCAGUUACGUUCAACCAAUCAGGUCAACAGAACCACGGCCAAACAGCGAAACAUACACUUGCCCAUAUUGCCAGCAGAGGAACUAUGAUGAUUUUGGUUUAGCUGAACACUGCAUAACAAGUCAUUACUUUGACCAUCGGCGUGUGGUCUGUCCAAUCUGUGCAUCAAUGCCCUGGGGCGAUCCAAGUUACCACAGCAGGAACUUCAUUGGUCAUCUUAUGCUGCGACACCAGUUCAGUUACGAUUACUUUGUGGAUUAUCAUCAAGAUGAGGAAGGCAUGUUGCAAAAUGCCAUCUUGAAUUCAUAUCAGGACAUCUUUAGAAUUCAAGAUCAGUAAUCACUUCCAGCAUGAGAUUAGUCACCAGGGAAAAAAAAAAUCUUGCUUUUCUACACUGAAGUCACUGCUUUGCCUUCUAGCUACACAUUCUUAAUAGUGAAUUCAUAACCUGUCAUUUGGUUCAAAUGCAGGUGACUGAUAACUUUUUCUAGUUGAAGACAUUUUGCAAUAAUCACUCUGAGCUUUAAAAGCACAAAAAAAAAAUUGUCCAGGACUGAACAACUAAUUCACAUUAUGAUUGAAAUUUAACUUCAAAAAGACAGUUUCAUAGAUGUUGUUGUACAUCUCAUAAAUAUUCACCAGUGUUUAAUAAAGCUAAUUAAAUUAUACUAUCAGUGGCUCACAUUUCACUUCCUCAUCACCUGAUUAUGUCACAACAUCAAGCAAAGAGCAAGCUCACAGAGAACCCAAAUGCAGCACACCUGUACAAGACUGGAGUCAGGAUGCUUCCUCAGAACCAAACACAGGCAGCAACCAGAAGGAAUCUUGCCUUGGUGCUCUGAGGCAGAGUCCUGACACAGAAACUGGAUAUCCUAGGGGAAACUGCAAAACCAGGACUGCUCUAGAGUUGCCAGAUCUAAGCAGUCAGGAGUCAAAGUAUACCCAAAGGUUGACCAGUACUCUGGCAACUAGUGCUAGUGAAACCAGGGUUCUUAUGCUAGGCUCCUGAUGGGGCUUAGGUGUGUGUCAUUAUUGUGAUUUAGUAGUGCUUGGUGGAAAAAAUUAGGAGUGGCACUGUUGAUCCUUCGCUUCAAUUUGAAGAUAUUUGGAGUCCAUUUAUUCAAUAUUUUCACAUGAUGUAGAUCCCCUUUCAAUAACUUUCCAACUUGGAGGAACGGACUCGACGACAUAAUAUCUCUGCUUCUACUGAGAAAUUUUAGCCCAGUUUUUUUUCCCCCUUUUUUUUGUUGUUUGUUUUUCUUUUGAAAAGUUUUGAUUUGUUUAGUUUAUAUUGUUUAUAAUUUUUUUUUAUUGAUUUGGGUUUCUCUUAAAAUUUAUGUAAUAAAUCUUUUUCUUUCCUUUCUUUUAUAUUAUAUUCAUUUACUAAGAGAUCGUUGGAUCUACAGAUUUUGUUUUAUUUUAUUGUUCUUUAUGGUUAUAUAUGCUAUGAUUGUUAUC